Molecule: messenger RNA, 4578 nt
Organism: Mya arenaria
Lineage: Eukaryota; Metazoa; Mollusca; Bivalvia; Myida; Myidae
Product: mucin-12-like
Exons: 9
Coding region: 1-4578 (1525 amino acids)
Source: RefSeq, a predicted model, not a curated record
AUGAGAUUAAAAGACACCCUCGUCAAAGAGUCGUGUACUGCGUCUGCGGACGCCUCUCCCGUGCGCAGGAUUCCACCGAGGCUUGCCCCGAUCCAAGGAAACCCGCCAGAAUCUGCUUCUGUCAGGUGUCAAGAGAAAGCCUCCCAUGGGAAGGGCCCCAAGUAUGUGGAACAUAACUGGUCGGAGGCGCACCGCCCACAGCCCCGCCAGUCCGUACAUGGAAGGAGCUCGUACCGCAUGGAUUUGGCGGCGGACGCGCGCAGCUCACAAUCGCUCAAGGAUAGCCUGCCGCCUCCGCGCAGGAUUCCGCCACUCAUGUCCGCACACCCACAGGAAGCGCCACCCAAUGAGUUGAACGUUCCCGGCGACAAAGGCGCCCAGUCGUCUAACGGAAGUAGAGGAGAUCAGAAGGAAAAGGACGGGCCUCCUAAGUCGUCUACAGACAGACCGCCCCGCAGAGCGAGACCGCUCCAACCACUGGAGAAUGAUACGAAUGAAAGACGAAACCGGAAAAGGGGACAGAGCCGCGAGAAGCACACUCAGUCGCUAACUGGAUGUCCUAAUAACGCAGACACGCCGCGAUCCCAGAAUUUUGGUCCUCCAAACAGGCUGCAACCUUUAAUGAACGCUGCUACCAAACCGCUGGCCGGAAGACUGGACAAGCGUCGCAUGCAACAAAACCAGUCUCUUGACGGAAGUCUGCAUUCCACCGACCUUAAGACGGACGCCAGGCGUGUGCAGUCGCUACAGGGCUGUCAACCCAAGAAAGUUCCGGCACUCGCACCCUUACCGGAAAAAGACCGUGACCAGCCGUCGAAGCCGCAAUCACAAGACUCCGAUCGAAAGAUCCACAAGAAGGCGAAGCGGCAUAAAGCAUCCGUCCGCUAUACCAAGAAAUCCGAUCAGCAGCUCAAGCGAGCCAAGGAAACCCAGGAGAAGUCACGGCCCCCACCCCUGCCACCCAUUUCCGCUGACCAUGCUGCAACUGAGAUGAUUGCCAAUCCCGCUGAUUCAUCUCCGACCCGCACCGUUGUUAAGAAAACGAAAACUAAACGCAAAAAGGACCAGGCUAGCGAGAUAUUAAAGUCACCCCCGGUGAACAACCUGAAUGCUUAUGUUGACGAUAAUUCCGGAAGUGCACAUGCGCGGCCCGCAACACUAAACCGGGCUCCAAAACAAUCUGAAAACAUCGCAAGCGCCUUACACAGGAGAGGAAAGUUACGUCAGACACGAGGAAGUCGCGCUGGAAGCGAACAUACUGUGACCACUGAACAAAACGCAACUUAUGGAAUGGCGGAUAAAACUUCCAUAGCGCCCGUCUGCAACAAGACCAAAGCCAAGAAAAGAAAGCCAAAGAAACUCAAAAGCUCCAAAGGCUCCGGUGAUUCUGGCGAAGCUGAGAAUACAGCACAAAGUAGAGUACAUCAAUAUAGAGAGACAAGUUUCAGUAAUGCUCAUCAGGAAGUGGAAAAACCUGGCAAUUCUGCGUCAAGCCAAAUCAAAACCAGCAGUUUCCUAGCUAACCGGAAGUCCAGCGGACAUGAUGUACCUACAGGGUCCUUUAUAAGUUCUGCUGUGACUUCACAUGAAAGAAAUAUUCCAAGCCCUUCCUCAUUUAAGAACAAUCCGAAACAGUCUCCCUCAUCUUCUAGCGCCUCCAGGCCCCGUAUGUCUACCGGAGAUGAUGCAGAUACGGUGUCAUCUGUAAUUCAUAUUCGGGGUUCACCGGAAAUGAAGGGUCCUACAAGCGCAGGAGAAGUCUGGAAAUGUGAGUCUUCAUCAAAGAGCCGGGCGUCCAGCGGGAAUGAAGCGCCUUCAACGCGAUCUGUAAGUUCUGCUUUGAGUUCACCAGAAGUAAAAGGGAUCACUAGCGCAGGAGUAGUCACCAGACGCGAGUCUUCAUCCAAGAGCUACCGAAAACUGCCUAAAGCCUCUCAUUGCGCAUCCAAUUCCCAACCGUCCAACGGACGUGAUGCAGGUAUAAAGGCAUCUGUUAGUUCACCGGAAGUAAAGGACACCACUGGCGCAGGGACAGUCACCAGACGCAAGUCAUCCUCUAAGUGCCGGCCGUCCAGUAGACAUGAUGUGCCUACAGGGCCAUCUGUAAGUUCUGCCGUAAGUUCACCGGAAGAAUAUGAGGCUACUAACGUAGGAACAGUUUCAAGGCACGAGUCAUUAUCCAAGAGCUGCCGAAAACAGCCACCCGAGUCUUCUCUCGCAUCUCGACCAUCCAACGGACUUGAUUCACCUGCAGGGUCAUCUGUUAGUCCUGUUUUGAGUUCACCGGAAGUAAAGGAUACCACUAGCGCAGUAACAGUGUCCAGACACCAGUCUCCCUUCAAGAGCCAGCCGUCCAGCGGAUAUCCUGCGCCUACAAGACCAUCUAUACGUUCUGUCUUGGGUCCAUCGGAUGUAAAGGGGGUCACUAAGGCAGGGACAUUCUCCAGCCGCGAGCCUUCAUCAAAUCGCCGGCUGUCCAACGGACAUGAUGCGCCUUCAGGGUCAUCUGUGGGUUCUGCUGUGAGUUCACCGGACGCAAAGGGUGCAAAAAGCGUCUCCAGAUGCAAGUAUCCAUCCAAGAGCCGACCGUUCAGCGAACAUGAUGCGCCUACUGGGUCAUCUAUAAGUUUUGCUGUGAGGUCAUCGGAGGUUAAAGAUGCCACUAUUGUAGAAACGGUCUCCAGACGCAGGUCCUCAUCCAAACGCAGCCGAAAAAUGUCUCCCGCCAAUCACAGCGCCUGCAGUUCCAGGACUUCAAGCGGACUUGAUGCGCCUACAGGGCCAUCUGUAAGUUCUGCUACGAGUUCACCUGAAGUAAAGCGUGCUACAAGCCCAGGGACAGUCUCCAGGCGCGAGUCUUCAUCCAAGAGACGGCUGUCCAGCGGUGAUGAUGUGCCUUCAGGGUCACAUUCUAUUGUGCGUUCACCGGAAGCAAAGGGGGCUAUGAUCGUAGGAACAGUUUCCAAGCGGGAAUAUUCACCAAAGAGCAGCCGGAAACCGCCUCCAAACACUUCGAGCGACUCCAGCUCCCUGCUGUCCAGCGGAUAUAAUGCGCCUACGGGGUCAUCUGUGAGCUCCUCUAAAUGCUCACCAAAACUCAAAGGUGCCGAAGAAACAGUCUGCAGACAGGGAUAUAAGUCAAGUAACCGACGGAAACUAACUCCCACCUCUGCAAGCCGGCCAUCCAACGGCCAUGAUGUGCCUAAAGAGUCGCCUCCGACCUCCCGACAGGGAUCUGUAUCCGAACCCCACCAUAUACCUACAAAUUCCCCCGCUGCCUCCAGCUGCCGGAAGUUAGAGAUCAAGGACGGCCGCGGUACUUACUGUCCCCAGUGGGAAGAGGACUCCGGGCCAGUGGCUCCCUGUGACGAUGCGUGUAGCCGCGCAAGCGAUUGUUCAGACAGGUACACCCCUUAUUAUGGCGCCGAUUACACUCUCAGCCCGAAGGAACUGACCGACCUCAGAUAUCCGAUAACAUGCCGCUCCUGGCCACUGCGCGUUCGUAGCCUUGGUUGUUUGGCUGUCGAGUACAAGGCCCGUUUAAGGCUUGCUCGAAUGCAGAUGGCUGAUGACCAGGUCCUGCAGAUUUCUGGGUCGCCACUCAGCCCCGAGCCAACCUCCUGCAUGUCGACUCCUUCCAACCCGCGCUCAACGCCCGACAGCUUCCCAGACUACUCCCGGCCGUCGUCUGCCGGAUCCAGCUGCUACACGUACGGCUCAUUAUCCGCCAGAACUAGUUCCGUUGAACUGAGCCUGCCCACCUCUCCGGAGCGUAGCUUAUCCACCUCAACCUUCAGCGAUAAUGACAGCACCAACAACAUCUUGAGCAGCAGCGACAUCAUCUGCCCCUCAGGCACCAGUGAUGAUGAUGAUGAUGAUGAUGAUGAUGAUGAUGAUGACGAUGGUAUUGAUGAUGACGGACAGACAACUAUAACAUCAUACAGCAAAGAAGCUAACAUUACCGUUGUAAUAAAAAUAGGCACAACCGCCGAAGCCAACGUCUACAACGGCGACGAUAAUGACAAUGGUGAUUACAUACACCCAACCCCAACUGCUAACAGCAAGGAUGCUGAUGAUGCCGUUGCACUGGACAAUGGUAUUAGCGGCGCCGUAGCCCACGUUUGCAACCGCGACGAUAAUGACAACGGUGAUUAUUUCCACCCUACCACAACUGCUAACAGCGAGGAUGCUGAUGACAACGGUGAUUAUUUCCACCCAACCACAACUGCUAACAGCGAGGAUGCUGAUGACAACGGUGAUUAUUUCCACCCUACCACAACUGCUAACAGCGAGGAUGCUGAUGACGCCGUUGCACUGGACAAUAGUACUACCGCCGUAGCCAACGUUUGCAACGGCGACGAUGAUGACAACGGUGAUUAUGUCCACCCAACCACAACUGCUAACAGCGAGGAUGCUGAUGACGCCGUUGCACUGGACAAUGGUACUACCGCCGUAGCCAACGUUUGCAACGGCGACGAUAAUGACAACGGUGAUUAUUUCCACCCUACCACAACUGCUAACAGCGAGGAUGCUGAUGAUGCUGUUGCACUGGACAAUGGUACUACCGCUGCUUGUUAA